Exophiala spinifera is the source of this 1560-nucleotide messenger RNA. RefSeq lists its product as uncharacterized. The transcript has a single exon. The coding region runs from base 1 to 1560 and encodes 519 amino acids. Gene Ontology annotation, biological process: regulation of DNA-templated transcription. Gene Ontology annotation, molecular function: zinc ion binding; DNA-binding transcription factor activity, RNA polymerase II-specific. NCBI's taxonomy places the organism in Eukaryota, Fungi, Ascomycota, Eurotiomycetes, Chaetothyriales, Herpotrichiellaceae. The record is from RefSeq and is a predicted model, not a curated record.
AUGCCUCCUGUCGCGAAAAGUGGCAGGCACGCUCCACGAACACAUGCGGCGUGUCGCACCUGCAAAAGGCGACGCGUCAAAUGUGAUCUAGGUCGACCGUCCUGUGCAAGAUGUCAAAAGGCAGGCUUCACUUGCGAGGGAUACGAACUGCUCAUCAUCGAAACGUCGACCCCUAGCCCAUCUAAGGAGAAAUUGUUCCUCAAUCCCAGCAAUGCCCUGCUUUCUACCUUUCGGGCUACACAGGCGGAUUGGCAGGCCUAUGACUUCUACGUUUCCAAGGUAGCCUUAACCCUCGGCGGUGCCUUCGACCAAGACCUGUGGCAGAAACUCGUUGUCCAACUUGCAAAUGUCGAGCCAACAGUCCGCCAUGGCGCCUUUGCCCUGGGCUUCCUCUUCAGACACCUCGAUCUGUCCGACAAGAUCUCAGAAUGCACCUGCGUUCAUUGCAGCCAGGCUCUGCGCCAUUACAAUAAAAGCAUUGCGGCCUUCUCGACUUUCCUUCAACGACCGCCAAGAGAUCAAAGGAUAGAUGUCGCCAUCAUUUCCUGUCUGGUCUUCUUCUGCUUGGAAGCCUACCGGAUGAACAGCAUCAAUGCUGCUGGGCUAAUAUCAAGAGGUUGCUGGAUGAUUGCUGGGGCCCCAUCAGCAUCAGGGUCGUCUACAACUGCAAUAGACAGAACUCUGCUGAAAACCUUCGACCGCCUCUGGCUGCUUGCAAAUAUGUUUGGACGCCAUGUGCCCCGUCCACGAGUGAACCCUCCUGCCAUGUUUCGGAAUUUUGACACUGUCGAGGCCGCUAGAGAUGCCCUUCACGACAUCACAGCGUUGACCCAAAGUCUGAGAGUGAGAGCGUAUCAAGUACAAGUAAAUUCCACUUCUGAUUUCGAGGCGUCAACAACUCUUGCUAUCCUUCAAAAGGAGCAGGAGCCAGUCGUUGAGCUUCUGGAAGAUUGGCGCCGCAGAACUCAACAUCUCAUGGGCAGAAGAGAUCUGCAACCUUUCAGUCGAACGCCAGCAUGGUACUGUCUCAUCAUCCGAUACUUGAUCACAAAAAUCCGAACUGUAGCUUGUAUGAAUCCCUCGGAGAUGAGGGAUGAUGAUCACGUCGAAGAUUUCCAGCAGUUGAUCACCACCGCAGAGGAAGGUCUCGCAAAAUUUACUGCAAUAGGAGAAGCAAAGCGUUUCUCUCUCGAGCCUUCCUUCUUGCCAGCGCUCUAUUUCACGGCAUGCAAGUGUCGCCAGCCCACCAUCCGGCGGAAGGCUCUGGAGCUUCUUUGCCUGGCAGGUGUAAGGGAGGGUUUGUGGCAAAAAGCCGAGUUGACAUGCGUUGCGGCGAGAGUUAUUGAAUUGGAGGAAGGCAUAGCUACCUUGGACGUCCCAAACAUGCCUGCAGUGUUCAGUCGCCCGUCGCUUCGCUUCUGCGAUGUGCUCGUGGAUCUCAACUAUCGCCAAGAUGAAAAGACACUUGUUCACGUCACUUAUCUCAUAUAUGAUGCACAGAGCCAGAAGCCAUGCCAAACUGCAGAAGAAAUUUUGACUGUUUCCGAUCAAGGCAGUUAG